CACAAGGCUAGGCUAGGUGAGGCGGGGGAGCAUUUAUAGCUGCUUCAGCCAGAAGCCCAGAACAGACCACGCCUUCUCAAGCUGCCAACGAACCGGCGUUUUCAGUCGCGGCGGUUCUUCUCUCCAACUUUUCGCGCUGCAUUUCAGAUCCCGAGCUAGCCAUUUGCCAUGGCGGCAACUGCAACUGCACCUUCAGCUGGUCCGCGUUAUGCACCAGAAGACCCAACACUCCCCAAACCCUGGAGAGGCCUAGUUGAUGGUAGAACUGGCUAUCUUUACUUCUGGAAUCCUGAGACCAAUGUUACUCAGUAUGAGAGGCCCGGGGGCUGUGCUCCAUCAGACAAGUCAUCUUCUGGUCUUGUAAGUUCAUUGAUUCAGAAGCCAUCUCAUGAGGAUGAGUCAUCUUCUGGACUAGCAAGUUCAUCAGUUCAGAAGCCAUCCCAAGAAAAGCACACCGAAGAUGGUGAUAAAUAUGACGCAGGUAGCAAUGGUGGCUCAAGUAGAUUUUCAUCUGAGGAAAAUUCUAUGCCAGUGGGAAACUGCUCUAACCAAUCUCUGCAUGCUUCAAAUUUGUGCAUCUCUGGAUGUGAACGCGAAUCAUCUGCUCCUAAAACCUAUGGUGAUUUAAGUGCUGGAAGUGAUAUAUCCCCAGAAAACUAUCGCCGUCAGCAUGAAAUAUCUGUAUCUGGAGCUAAUGUUCCACCACCUUUCACAUCCUUUAGGGCAACAGGAUUUCCAUCAGAGCUUUUGAGAGAGAUGCAAAAGGCUGGUUUUUCAGCUCCAACACCAAUACAGGCACAAUCAUGGCCUAUAGCUAUCCAAGGACGGGAUAUAGUAGCUAUUGCGAAGACUGGUUCAGGAAAAACUUUGGGUUAUUUGGUUCCUGGUUUUAUGCAUCUAAAACGUUGUCAUAAUAAUCCUAGAAUGGGGCCAACUGUUCUUGUGUUAUCACCAACAAGAGAGUUAGCAACACAGAUACAAGAUGAAGCUGUAAAGUUUGGUACAUCUUCAAGGUUUUCUUGUACGUGUCUCUAUGGAGGAGCACCAAAAGGCCCCCAGUUAAGGGAGUUAGACAAAGGUGUAGACAUUGUGGUUGCUACUCCUGGUCGUUUAAAUGAUAUUUUGGAAAUGAAAAGAAUUAGUCUACAACAGAUAUCAUAUUUGGUAUUAGACGAAGCAGACCGCAUGCUGGACAUGGGCUUUGAACCCCAGAUAAGAAAAAUUGUGAAGGAGGUGCCAUCUGAGCGUCAAACAUUGAUGUACACAGCAACAUGGCCAAAAGAGGUUCGCAAAAUUGCAUCUGAUCUACUGGCUAAUCCGGUCCAGGUUAACAUUGGGAAUGCUGAUGAACUUGUUGCAAACAAGUCUAUAACACAGCAUGUUGAAGUACUGGAGUUUAUGGAUAAACGCCGUCGUGUGGAGCAAAUACUGAGAUCCCAAGAGCCAGGAUCAAAGAUUAUCAUUUUCUGUGCAACAAAAAAGAUGUGUGACCAGCUUGCAGGUAACCUCAAACAACCAUACGGAGCAGCAGCCAUUCACGGGGACAAAAAUCAGGCUGACCGAGAUUUUGUGUUGAGUCAGUUCCGGUCUGGUAGGUCCCCAGUUCUUGUAGCCACUGAUGUUGCUGCCCGUGGUUUGGACGUCAAAGAUAUCAGAGUUGUCAUAAACUUUGAUUUCCCAACUGGAAUAGAGGAUUAUGUACACAGAAUAGGUAGGACGGGGCGAGCAGGUGCUACUGGCUUGGCAUACACAUUUUUCUCGGAUAAAGAUGGGAAGUAUGCUUCGGAUCUCAUUAAAAUCUUAGAAGGUGCAGGCCAGAAAGUUCCUGAUGAACUUCGUGAUAUCGCUUCACGUGGCGGCGGGGGCGGAAUGGGAAGGCCUAGCCGUCAAUGGAGCAGUGGAUAUGGUGGUGGACGUGACGGAGGAAAUUAUGAUUCUGGCUAUGGUGGUGGACGAAAUGGAAGAAGUGGGGGAAACAAUGAUUCUGGCUAUGGUGGUGGACGUAGUAGUGAUUCUGGAUAUGGUGGACAGAGGGGAGGCUGGAGCAUGUCAGGUGGAGGCCGGGAUGACAAUCAGGAUAAUGAACCAAACAACAGGUAUGGGCAGAGUAGUUCAUGCGAUGAUGGCAACGGUUCUGGAGGUGGUGGUGGAGGAGGCUCCGGUUCUCUUAGCUUCCACGAGCGAAUGAUGAUGCAGUCAGCUUCAAAGAAACCCAGGCUUGGUAGUCCUAACAGGGAGGGGGGUUCAGGUUGGGGAGGUUCCUGAGGUCUUUCAUAAAGGGACAUAAUUCCCCUUCACCGCCUUCCUCCGUUUCUGUUUAUAUCUGCAGUUAUUAUAUAACCUUUUAGAACCAGAGGGUGGUGCAAUCAGCUACUCAUUUUUUGCCUCCUGUAAAUUCUGAAUAGCACCAUUAUCUUUUGUUUACUACGGAGUAUCUAUCUAUCUAUCUAUCAACCAGGGGUGGCUAUGGAUGCCGUUUCUAUCCAAGUUUUCUCGGGGAUAAAGCUGACUGACUUGUGUUACAACCCACCCCUCUUAAAAUGUGUAGUAGUAAAAAUGACCUGCCCCU
Messenger RNA from Cuscuta campestris, 2569 nucleotides. The record is from the annotation of a GenBank genome assembly. NCBI's taxonomy places the organism in Eukaryota, Viridiplantae, Streptophyta, Magnoliopsida, Solanales, Convolvulaceae.